Brassica napus (rape) is the source of this 507-nucleotide messenger RNA. RefSeq lists its product as uncharacterized. The coding region runs from base 114 to 335 and encodes 73 amino acids. The record is from RefSeq and is a predicted model, not a curated record. The transcript has a single exon. NCBI's taxonomy places the organism in Eukaryota, Viridiplantae, Streptophyta, Magnoliopsida, Brassicales, Brassicaceae.
UCUUUCACUUCAACUCCAUCAAGAAACUUCAAACUGCCAAACAAAGCAUUUCUUUCAAAUUUUAAUCACCAAAAACACUCCCAAAGUCUUUUCACUUCUUGCUUCAUAUUCCAAUGGAUGUCUACAUAUCUGAAGAGUAUGUCAACCGCAGGAGAAUGGAGAAAAAUGCUGCAGCUGUUGCCGGAAAGAAUCUGAGGUUCGGCUUUUGUGCAUGCGAUAGACUGGAAAAGAGAAAAAACAUUCCUCAGAUACCAGAACCUGGGCCGGAGAAUGAGUUUCGGGUCACCCGCGGUGGUGUUUAUGAGAGUUGUGUUUUCCAAUGCUUCUCGCCGUAAUAACCAGAGCGUUCGCGUUUAGUGAUUCAAACGUAGACGCAGUUGCAUAUGCAUGGGCUGUUAUAUUAGCUGUAGCUCUUGUAUUUGUAUCUCUUGGUUUUUAACUUUUUAUGCUACUAAUAGUGUAUUUAUAGCGGGGGUUUUAAUAACUACGAGUGUGUUUAUCCAUAAA